AUGAAUUUGAAUGAGAAUUCACAACUUACAAAAUUCUGGAACAUCGAAGAGGCAGAAAAUUCCGAGGAAACAACAAACGACAAUACAUUCAUCGAAGAAUUUUACUCUAACAUCGUUCGACGGGACGAGCACGGUUAUACUGUGAAACUUCCAUUCAAGAAAAGUACAACUCAGCUAGGAGAAUCAAAGCAGAGGACACUGGCACGACUAUUUCAAUUGGAAAACAAGCUGGAUAAAUACGAAAAACUCAGAACUAUGUAUAAAGAAUUCAUGCAGGAAUACAUUGCGCUAGGUUAUAUGAAAAUUGCUAGCUCAAAUAAUUCAGCGAAGAGGUAUUAUAUUCCACAUCAACCUGUAUUGAAAGAAGAACGUGAUACGACAAAGAUAAGAGUCGUAUUCGAUGCAAGCGCAAAGACAAGUACCGGACUCAGCCUAAACGACAUUCUUCACACAGGACCUAAACUACAGCAGGAUCUCAUAGAUAUUCUGAUGAGAUGGCGAAAACACAAAAUAGCCAUAACAGCUGACAUCGAGAAAAUGUAUAGGCAGGUGAAAUUGGACAGAGAAAACCAACCAUUACACUCUAUACUCUGGAGGAACACCAAAGAUGAGCCAAUUCAAAACUACGAAUUAACCACUGUAACCUACGGUACAGCACCAGCAGCUUACCUGGCCAUAAGAACAAUGAGACUAGCUAUAGAUGAAAAGAAAAACCACCCACUUGCGGCUGAAAUAGUGCAACGGGAUUUCUACGUGUACGAUCUUCUGAGUGGCGCAGACACUAUUGAAGAAGCACGACACAUACAAAAGGAAGUAACUGACCUACUCAAAAAGGGAGGAUUCAAUAUAAGAAAGUGGAAAUAUAACGUACUGACCGAAAACAAAUCCACCGUCACGCUGGAUGACAAAAAUGGACCAACCAAGACGCUCGGUGUAACAUGGACUCCCAGAGAAGAUAAUAUUCAGUACCUGAUAAAACGAAACUCCGAACAUCGGUUAAAAAAAGCAAGAUCUUAUCAGAAAUCGCCACAAUCUUCGAUCCUCUUGGAUUAUUAUCUCCAGUCAUUAUACAGGCGAAACUGA
Coccinella septempunctata (seven-spotted ladybird) is the source of this 1083-nucleotide messenger RNA. RefSeq lists its product as uncharacterized. The record is from RefSeq and is a predicted model, not a curated record. Lineage: Eukaryota; Metazoa; Arthropoda; Insecta; Coleoptera; Coccinellidae. Bases 1 to 1083 code for a protein of 360 amino acids. The transcript has a single exon.